UUAAUUUGUGACUUGAAACUUUUUGUUUUUUUUUUUUUUUAUUGUAAAGGGAUGGUAGAUACACAGCCCUUGACCGAUGCUGUCAACACCAUUGACUUGUUACAAUCCAUUUACUUUGACCAAGAAUUCGAGUUUGAUACAGAGACAGAGGCUACCUUGUACAAGACUUUACAAACAUGCUGGGAAUCCGACACUUGGGAUGAACUACCACCCGUUUUACCUCCCACCCUUCAAUUCACCAUCAAGGCACCGGUUGAAUUACCCGAGGAAGAAGAUAUUCUAUUCCAUUUGAUAUUUCAAGGCCGCAUUUCGUUGGUAAAUAUAAAGGACUAUCAACUCUCUUUACCUGCCUCUUCUAACGGUGGGUGGUUAUCGCGACAACAACAUCAAACCCUCUUGGAACCUUUCCUUGCUAUGCAAGCAGAGAAAAACGACGAGGAGGAGGAGCGAUCAACACAAAUUAUUGAACGCAUGCAACAUUUACAAGACUUGGCGGAACCUUUGGCUCGACACUACGUCAAUGAAAAAAAGGCACAAGCUGUCACUGCCAACUUGGCCAAUGCAGACAACGGUCCACUUCGUUUCUUGCGAGAAUGGAUUUGGUUUCCCAUGAUUUACACGCGAGAAAAGAGAGGAGAUAUUAUCGAUUGGGCACCAAAAUAUGGUAUCACGGGUGUCUUGGUUCCUGGUAAACCCGGUAUGAUGUGUUUAGAAGGUACCGAGAAAAAAGUGGUACAAUUCAUUAAUGAUAUCAAGACCAUCUCUUGGGCAAGUAUACCUGCUGGACAUCGAAAGAUGUCUUCUCGUUGGAAACAAGUGGUUGAAUGUGAUAACAUGGCUAGAUUGAACGAACAACGUUUGUUUCAGGAUAUGGCUGAACUCAAGUUUGAUAUUCAUGGUCCGUUUGGUAACAGAAAUAGUUUAAGUUUGUUGCAGGCUUGGAUGCAGGAAAAAGGGUGUGGUGAGGCUUUUGAUCACUUGUUUGAGUAUGAUAGUACGCCAUAAAAAAAAAGAUAAAAUAAAAAUAAAAUAGAUUUUAGAUGCGAA
Messenger RNA from Mucor mucedo, 1047 nucleotides. RefSeq lists its product as uncharacterized. The record is from RefSeq and is a predicted model, not a curated record. The transcript has 2 exons. Lineage: Eukaryota; Fungi; Mucoromycota; Mucoromycetes; Mucorales; Mucoraceae. Bases 52 to 1005 code for a protein of 317 amino acids.